UUUGGAAUGUGUGUUCCAAAUACUUCCCUUUCUUCCCAGAAGCAGGAGGUUUUAUUUAAAAUAAAGCUGUUUAUUUGGCAUUUCUGGGCGACCCUUUUCUGAGGAACCACAGCAAUGAAUGGCUUUGCAUCUUUUCUUGGAAGAAAACAGUUUAUCCUCCUGGUACUAUUUCUUUUGCAAAUUCAGAGCCUGGGUCUGGAUAUCAAUAGCCGUCCUACCGCUGAAGUCUGUGCAACACACACAAUUUCACCAGGACCCAAAGGAGAUGAUGGUGAAAAAGGAGAUCCAGGAGAAGAGGGAACACAUGGAAAAGUGGGACCCAUGGGGCCAAAAGGAAUUAAAGGAGAACGGGGUGAUAUAGGAGAUCAGGGCAAUAUUGGCAAGACUGGACCCAUUGGCAAGAAGGGUGACAAAGGAGAAAAAGGUUUGCUUGGAAAACAUGGGAAAAAAGGCAAAGCAGGUACUGUCUGUGAUUGUGGAAGAUACCGGACAUUUGUUGGACAACUGGAUAUUAGUAUCGCUCGGCUCAAGACAUCUAUGAAGUUUGUCAAGAAUGUCAUAGCAGGGAUUAGGGAAACUGAAGAGAAAUUCUACUACAUCGUGCAGGAAGAGAAGAACUAUAGGGAAUCCCUAACCCACUGCAGGAUUCGGGGUGGAAUGCUAGCCAUGCCCAAGGAUGAAGCUGCCAACACACUCAUCGCUGACUAUGUUGCCAAGAGUGGCUUCUUUCGGGUGUUCAUUGGCGUGAAUGACCUUGAAAGGGAGGGACAGUACGUGUUCGCAGACAACACUCCACUGCAGAACUAUAGCAACUGGAAUGAAGGGGAGCCCAGUGACCCCUCUGGUCAUGAGGACUGUGUGGAGAUGCUCAGCUCUGGCAGAUGGAAUGACACAGAGUGCCAUCUUACCAUGUACUUUGUCUGUGAGUUCAUCAAGAAGAAAAAGUAACUUCCCUUAUGCUAUAUAUUUGCUAUUUUCCUGUGAUCAUGAUUACACUUAUUUUUAUCCGUCCUUUUUUUCCCUAAUUAUACUACAUUUGAUCUGACUCAGCACAACUAGGAAAUGCUAAACUGAGGUAUGGAACCUCCAUCAUCAUGCUCUUUUGUGAUGAUUUUCAUAUUUUCACACAUGAUAUGUUAUUGACUCUGUGGCUCACUAGGUUACAUGGGUCUUAAGAGAGCAUUUUAAUUCCUAAUUUUACAGGACAUGGUUGGUUGUUUACAUGUCAAAUGAGUUGUGCUCUUGGUAUUUGCUCUACCAUCUCUCCCUAGAUAACUCUGUGUCUAGCCCAGUAGAUGAUUGUCCAGUUUGUUGGUGAUGAUUAAGAAGGUUGUUGAUGGCCAGGCUAACUUGCCUGGCCCAAAGCCAGGAUUGUAGAAGGGCUUUCUGUGAGUAAUGAUAAGAUCUUUGAAUCCAGGAUGCCCAGAUCUUUUACCAGUCACGCCCUAUGGCCAUGGCCAUACUUGAAAGUUCUCCAUGUUGGCACAGACUUAGAAAUGCUUUAACCCCAAACUUUUAUAUGUGCAACUUCUAGCCUGUGUCUUGUUUCAGACCAUGGGAAUGAUGAAUACUCUUUUUGUGCUUCUGAUCUACAGACUUCAGUAACAUAAACCAAGUAUGUGCUUUGGAGCCCUUAGUGUAGGCCUUCACCGUAAUUUCAGGUCCCUCCAUAUUCACAACUGAUUAAAGAAAAAUGGAACUCUUAAAAUCAAAUUGAAAAAAUGGGGGAAUUGUUCACAACAGUAUUAUUUAUAGUUCUCUUACUAAAUUGCCCUCUGCUAUUAAUAUAACUUCAUUUUGAUUUAUCUUAGGUUUACGUGCAUGAGUUUUAUUCGCCUUAGGCAUGGGGAAUGAAGGAAGGAGUUUGUGAAGCCUUAAGAAAAUUCUGGAAGCUUCAAAGUGCUACCAGCAUCAUCUCCAGGUCUCCUUCUCCUUGCCUCUAACCUAUCACUCAUGGUGACAUUUCACGGGAGGUCUUUUAUUCUUCAUAAAUAUAUGUGGUAAAUAUCCUACCACAGAUGUCCCUCCUAAUACUCUGACAUCACAGAAACAUAUGAGGCACAGAAUUUGGAGCAUGCCUAGAACUCGCAUUUACUGUGAGGAUAAAAUUCUACCUUGAACUGCAGAUCAAACCUCAAAGCAGCUUUCACUUGGAAUUUAAAAAUAAACAGUUCGAAGAUACUCUAGAUUAUCACCCUAUAAACUGCUGCUCCAGUUAUGGUUUGUGGCAUAUGAUUAGGCUGUUUUAAAUGCUGGCAAAAUGGUUAAUGAAAUAAGAGAAACAGAUCAACAACAUAUGUUCACCUUAAACCAUCUGUUCAUGAUUUCACUCAUGACUAACUGGUUAUGAGAUAGGAUUUAAUUAGGUUAUUUCUGUGGGUUCAACAAAGGCCAUAAACUCAGAUCCUACAGGGUCCAGGCAUAUGACAUACAUAAAUGAAGUGGAACAGGUGGGGACCCUAGUGCACUGAGCACAGCUUACCCUUCCAAAGGAACCAGCUGCUCCUCAGUGGCUGCUACUGGUGCUAGGGAGGACCCAAUCUUGCUACAUGUGCUGAUAUUCCAAGAGAAGUCAGAAAGCUGGGACUUUGUAACAUAUCCUCAUAUUUUAAAAUGCUGGCAGUGAAUUAAUUUUUAACCCAAACUUUAAGUCAUAUGGGUUAAAAAUUAAUUAAAGAUUAGAGGUCAAAAGUCUUCUAGCCAUAAUUGUGAUCAUUUUAUUUCUUACUUCUGGAGGAAGGUUUACAAGUUUCUAACCAAAUAGAAUGUCAUUAGGUUAUGAUGACAUCAAAGUCAAGAUAUCCUAUUAAUACCUUAUUCAAUUCAGCUUAAUAAUAGGAAUUUGUUAUAUGUUUGGACAUUUAUCAGGUUACUAGUUAAAUGCUUAUGAGAUGAUAGCACAUGAUAUUUUAAAGGCAGAAAAGUUGAAUAAAAAUUACAAAGCAGGACCAUCAUAUCAAAGCCAGUAUCCUUGGAUAGAAAGCCAUCCCAGAUCAUGAGCAAUAAAAACCCAGAAACACCUGUAGGAAAAUAAGGCUCAUAUGUAAGAAGAGAGGAAGGAGAGACAUGCAGCAAAUGUUGCUGAUGGGCAGCUUCAUGUUAAAGAUCCAUGUCCUGAUUUUCUCUAAGCCCCCAAAGUAUGAACAUUUGUUGUGUGUACUGUAGUUGCUAUUACUACUUACUAUGAAUGUUAUAGUAAUAAUAGUUCUCUCAAUGACUCAUCUUUGCUGUGAUGCUUCCAAAAAAAAAUAUUAACAGAACUUCAGCCAAUAAUGUGUAUCCUGCAACCUUGCCUGAAAGAAAUUUUGAAGAUACCACACCAUUAAUUUAAAUUAUUAUGAAAACUCAAAUUUUUGAAGCACUUUGUGCUUAAUAAAAUGCCUUCACAUAUCAUUUUUUAUUUGAUUCUGAUAAACUCUGUGAAGGAUGAAAAACAAUCAUUUUACUGCCACUUCCCAAUGAUAAUACUGAGGCCCAAGGAAGCUAAGCACUUUACCAAAAUCAGUUCACAUGUAAAAGAAAUCAGUGCCUUUAGCCUCUGAUUGAAACCGCCAAUGCAGUGUCUUCUCCAAUCUCUGUGCAUUACUCAUGUAUUGAAUGGAAUUUCAUCCACAAUGAUCUUGUGAUAGAAGGUGCUCAAAUGACUUAUCUGUACUACAUUCCAAAGUUAAAGGUGAGGAUUAAUUAACAGAGAUGAUGGGGAAUCAGAAGCUUGCCUUACAAAUUUAGUGUUCACUGGUUUGUUUUUUAAUUCACAAAUGUCCACAUAAGCCAUUAGUGUUGAGGAGGUAAAUUACGGCAGCCGUAGUACAAUUCUGCAGAUAACUACAGAUAUAGGGCAAUCAAAUCAGAUACAUAAAAAUCAAGACUUGUCCCAAAUAAGAAUGAGCAAAUAAUUAUUUUCCUCAUAAAAGAAUUCACUAGAGAAGUGAGUCACUGCUCAAACAUAGUAGAAAUAUGUACACCCUUAUUAUAGAAAGAUAUAACAAGUGUUAAUUGCACUUUGGACAACUCACCCACAAACACUGCCGGCAUUUUAAAAAUGCAUUUCAUCUGCUUAGAUCUGUAUAACUCAAAUAUGAGCAGCUCUAAUUGUCAUUAAUUGAACAAUGUCCAGCUCUCUGGAUUGCACACUUUGAGAUAACACAAUACUUGUGGAAUAGGAAAAGUAAGCUAUACAGCAUCACUCACAGCAUCAACGUAUUGAGACUAAAUUUUCUCAGGUAUUAUCAGUGAUAGGAAAAUGACAGUGUGAUUCCAUCUGGGGUAGCACUGGUUUGACAGCAUCACUUAGAAAUUAAAAAUCUAGAUCUGAUAUCACAACUGCCCAAAGGCCACACCAACUGUGCUUCUUACUAGCCACAUUAGGAGAAUAUCUUAAGUGCUCUAAACCUUGCUUUUCUAAUCUAUAUAGUUCUUCCCCUCAUAAUGUUGUGACAAAUAAAAGCAGCAAUGCAAUGAGGUAUUUAGCAGAGUACCAGUAAAAUAAGUUAUAUGAAUGCAAAGACACUUACUUAGCUAUUGCUACCAACUGCAUCUACUACCAGAUGCAUAUUGAAGAGAAACAAAACAUAGUUUAAGACAUAUUAAAAAUUACCUAUGUGAAUAUAUGUCUCUCAUAUGUAUACUACACACACAGCAUAUAUAUGCUGUAUGUAUGUACUAAAUGUGUGUGUGUGCAUGUUCAGCAAGGUAAAUAUUUUAUACUUAUUCAACAGAUUUUUUUCUCUGGGAAGGUAAAUAAAUUUGCCAAAAGUUG
Messenger RNA from Cebus imitator (Panamanian white-faced capuchin), 4759 nucleotides. It is a transcript of the gene COLEC10, whose product is annotated as collectin subfamily member 10. NCBI's taxonomy places the organism in Eukaryota, Metazoa, Chordata, Mammalia, Primates, Cebidae. The record is from RefSeq and is a predicted model, not a curated record. Bases 115 to 948 code for a protein of 277 amino acids. The transcript has 6 exons.